AUAACGAUGGCAAGUAAGAAGAAAGAAAUUCAGCUACAGGCAGUAAUACUCAGUCAAACACAAUGGGAUGAGAUGCUGCUGAAUAAAGGUCUAACAGUGGUAGAUGUUUAUCAGGCAUGGUGUGGACCUUGCAAAGCUGUAGUAAACUUGUUCAGGAAGCUAAAAAAUGAAUAUGGUGAAGAUAAUCUACUACAUUUUGCUGUGGCAGAGGCUGAUAGUGUGGUGACCCUGCUCCCAUUUAAAGAUAAAUGUGAACCUGCUUUUGUCUUCUGUCUGAAUGGCAAGAUGAUAGAUGUUGUAAGAGGAGCAAAUGGGCCCCUUCUAACUAGAAAAGUCAUAGAACUAAUUGAACUAGAAAGAAAAAUUGUGGCCGGAGAAGUGCAAAGGUCAGAG
Molecule: messenger RNA, 393 nt
Organism: Python bivittatus (Burmese python)
Lineage: Eukaryota; Metazoa; Chordata; Lepidosauria; Squamata; Pythonidae
Source: RefSeq, a predicted model, not a curated record